CCAAAGUUGAAGACAACAGUUGAAGAUGGACAAGGAGCAGCGUUGUGUGAGUUUGUCAGUCCAUCCAUCCAGAGGACUGAUGGAUGAAAAGUUCAUCGUCCUGGUUCAGAAGGUCCUCCCUGGUUUCCAGCUCACCAUCCAUGCCUCCUACCAUUGUGAAGAUGGAAACAGCUGGGAAGCAUUUGCUCACUACACAGCUGAUGCAAGCGGGACUGUAAAUGUUUCACAGGAUACCAGCGUGGGUGGGACAUAUUCUGGGGUUGAAGCAAUGGGUCUACUGUGGAGCCUCAGACCAGUUCCAGGCAGCAAACCAGGGCUGAGGUUGAGGAAGAAAAACGUCCAGACUCCCAUGGAGGUCACAGUUUCAGUGUACCAGGGUCACCAGACAGAGGGCUUUGUGGAUCAGGUGCCGCUGGCCAGUGUGUUGGUGGAGCGUUGGUACAUGGCACCCGGCGUCCGCAGAAUCCCAGUCACAGAGGAUGGACUCACUGCGACCCUCUUCCUGCCUGCAGGAAAUGGACCUUUUCCUGGCCUCCUGGACCUGUGGGGUGGAGGGCCGUUGGUGGAAUAUCGUGCAGCACUGCUGGCCUCCAAUGGCAUCGCCUCCAUGGCCCUUAACUACCUGACACCUAAAACCACCAUGGAAACUGGAAAAAUGGUGGACAACCAGUACUUUGAGAAAGCCUAUAAAUUCCUGCAGCAGCAUCCUCAGAUCUGUGACAGUAGGAUUGCCAUGCUGGGCCUUUCCCUGGGCUCUGCUUUCACCCUGAAAAUGGCUGUUUACUCCCAGGUUAUGAAGCUCAGAUGUGCGGUGUGUAUUGGUGGGAGUCAUGUGCAGCCGGUCGACGGAUCUGUGGAACAAGUACUGGACUACAUGAAUAAAAAUGCUGAGAAAACUCGCUUCAGUGAGAACAAUGAAAUGAUCUGGCGUGAUCUGCUGCUGCCCAUCCCCACUGACCCUUCAUUCAAAGUAGAUGUGGGACGACUCCAGUGUCCUCUGAUGCUGGUUGUAAGUGAGGACGAUCAGAACUGGCCUACCUCAGAGUCUGCAAAGGAUAUGAAGGAGAUGAUGGAGCAAGCAGGGAACAGCCACCUGCUGACCAUCCUGUCAUACCCAAACGCAGGUCACCUGAUUGAACCACCGUACACACCACACGUCCGAAUCAGCAUGUUCAGAACAGUGGGCACACUGGAGAAGAUGAUGGCUCUGUGGGGUGGACGGACGGUGGAACAUUCUCGUGCUCAGGAAGACGCUUGGAAGAAGAUAUUGAUCUUUCUGAGGGAGAAUCUGUACAGCAGCACAAACCCUGGUGCAGCAACACUUUCCCACCUGUAACCAAGUUGACAAGCAUGAUUGUAGAAGUAAAGUGGGCACUGUAGUGGAGGCCUAUCUGCAAUAUGAUACUUAGCUAACCAGAAGAUUCUUGUGUUUCUGUUAAGUAACAAUGAGGAAAUCAUUUCAAUGGGAACAUGGUGAAAAACAAUGCAGAGUUCCUGCAUAUCUUUCUCUGUUGCCAGUAACAUCAUUUUACAUCAUGACCUCUCAUGCUGCCACUUCCAAGCCACAUACACUUAGUAAUUAAAAUAAGGAAAAACACAAAUGGUUGUUUUUUGAGUUGGAUGGACUUUCCUUUUGACAGUGUUUUCCAUAUGAAUAAAAUGUAUUUAUUGGCCAAUAUGUUUUUGAAUUAAUUACAUUAGAGAAAGUAACACCAGAGAACAGAUGCAGCUUUUCAUUGAUAAUUGCCUUGCAUAAUCAUCGAGAUAUAGAUUCAUUUUUGUAAACCAGAGCUGUCAGAGGUGUGUUCAAGAAAUCCAAGCUUUUUAAAAUCUGCAUUCUGACUCUCAUGCUGUACGGCUGUUCUAUUAAUAAAAUACAAAAUGAUUGAACAAG
Messenger RNA from Acanthochromis polyacanthus (spiny chromis), 1894 nucleotides. Its product is annotated as peroxisomal succinyl-coenzyme A thioesterase-like. Gene Ontology annotation, biological process: fatty acid metabolic process; acyl-CoA metabolic process. NCBI's taxonomy places the organism in Eukaryota, Metazoa, Chordata, Actinopteri, Pomacentridae. Gene Ontology annotation, molecular function: fatty acyl-CoA hydrolase activity. The record is from RefSeq and is a predicted model, not a curated record.